GCUGCGCCACCGCCUCGGGGCGCGCCGGGCGCUGGGCGCAGCUGGGGGGCGCAUGUUGGGGCGCGCGGCGUGGAGGCGCUGCCCGCGAGGGCUGCGGCGCGGCCGGGAGGCGCUGCUGGCACUGCUGGCGUUGCUGGCGCUGGCUGGGCUGGGCUCGGUGCUGCGGGCGCGGCGCGGGGCCGGAAUGGCCGAGCCGGGACUCCUACGCACCCCGCGCUCCGGACGGCGAGACCCGGUUCUGGCGCGGCCGCCGGUGCGGGAGGACGCUCUGGGCGCGCGAGGCGAGGCAGUGCGGCUGCAGCUGCAGGGCGAAGAGCUGCGGCUGCAGGAGGAGAGCGUGCGGCUGCACCAGAUAAACAUCUACCUCAGCGACCGCAUCUCGCUGCACCGCCGCCUGCCCGAGCGCUGGAACCCUCUGUGCAAAGAGAAGAAAUACAAUUAUGAUCAGUUGCCCACGACAUCUGUCAUCAUAACAUUUUAUAAUGAAGCCUGGUCAACUCUCCUUCGGACAGUUUACAGUGUCCUCGAGACAUCCCCAGACACUCUGCUAGAAGAAGUUAUCCUUGUAGAUGACUACAGCGAUCGAGAGCACCUGAAGGAACGCCUGGUCUCCGAGCUGGCCAGGCUGCCCAAGGUCCGCCUGAUCCGCGCCAACAAGAGGGAGGGCCUGGUGCGGGCACGGCUGCUGGGGGCUUCCGCGGCCAAGGGCGACGUGCUGACCUUCCUGGACUGCCACUGCGAGUGCCACGAAGGGUGGCUGGAGCCGCUGCUGCAGAGGAUCCAUGAAAAGGAGUUGGCAGUGGUGUGCCCUGUGAUCGAUGUGAUCGACUGGAACACCUUCGAGUACCUGGGGAACGCUGGGGAGCCCCAGAUUGGCGGUUUCGACUGGAGGCUGGUGUUCACGUGGCACGUGGUUCCCGAGAGGGAGAGGAUCCGCAUGCGGUCCCCCAUCGAUGUCAUCAGGUCUCCAACCAUGGCUGGUGGGCUGUUUUCCGUGAGUAAGAAAUAUUUUGAAUACCUGGGGUCUUAUGAUACAGGAAUGGAAGUUUGGGGCGGAGAAAACCUCGAAUUCUCCUUUAGAAUCUGGCAGUGCGGGGGGACCCUGGAGACACACCCGUGUUCGCACGUUGGCCACGUUUUCCCCAGGCAAGCUCCCUACUCCCGCAACAAGGCUCUGGCCAACAGUGUCCGCGCAGCUGAAGUGUGGAUGGAUGAAUUUAAAGAGCUCUACUACCAUCGCAACCCCCAGGCCCGCUUGGAACCCUUUGGGGAUGUGACAGAGAGGAGGCAGCUCCGUGCAAAGCUCCAGUGUAAGGACUUCAAGUGGUUCUUGAAUACCGUGUAUCCAGAACUGCACGUGCCUGAGGACAGGCCUGGCUUCUUCGGGAUGCUCCAGAACAAAGGACUAAAAGAUUACUGCUUUGACUAUAACCCUCCCAAUGAACACCAGAUUACAGGACAUCAGGUCAUUCUGUACCACUGUCAUGGGAUGGGUCAGAACCAGGGUUGUUGGGAGGAAUGAACAGGAUUAUAUGGUGGACAAACCUAUAAAACUGUGUGAGUGUUGGUGAGCAGUCUUUUUUCGUCAGCAACUCGAUAAAUGAGUGUGGACGACGUGGGACAUCCACUGGACAGAGAGAAGGGGUGUGGACUUGAGUGACCAAUCACCCUCCUCCGUUCCUUUGGUUUCUUCACCUGACGUCUGCAUCAGAGACUACACGAGUCAGUUCUGGAAACUGCUUAGAGAUGGCACAGUCCAAUCCUCCAGCUUCACACCAGGGAAACCAAGGCCUGCAGGGUGGAAGUGACUUGUCCAGGGCCGCAGACAAGGCAUCCCCAACUCAGAUCCAACACUGCUCCCUCUGUCCCCUCAGUUCAGCCCAAGCUCAGGACAUGGCUCUUUCAGCAAGGUCAGUGGUUGGCUGUUCUUCCACAGUUGUCCACACCCACCCCUAAAGUCAGCGGGGCUCCUGCCAGGUCUGAGCACCUCAGUCUCCAAGAGCCCCCUGCCUUGAACACCCUCUUUCUAUCUUCCCAUAGAGGGCAGUUGAAAGUAAUUGAAAGCUACUUCCAGCUCUGUUUUCCCCUGCAGAGCUCUCCUUCCCUGGGCCUCUCUUGGAGAGCUCGGGAGCAGGUCAGCGGCAUGUAUACACCUGCUACCUUACCCAAGGUUCCUUCAGCAUUGGGCAAGUGCAAGCAUUUCCCUUCCCCUCAGACAGAGCCCCCUCCCUCUUUGCUUUUUAAAAUGACACCCCCGACCACACACAGCUUGCCAUUGAACUUGCCCAUCUGACACACACAGAAGCUCAUUCUGAAGGACCUUGAGUAUGUGUUCCUGUUGCACAGGUGGGAUUUCUCUACUGAAAAACAGUUGCAGGAGAAAGCAGAUAACAAAAUGCCAGGCCUGUUAAGAGCUCAUUUGACCCCAAGGACAGGCUGAUGUCCGAAAGGCAGAUUGAGUAACUGAGCUCGCAUCUUACCAAACCGUUUGGAUUUUACUUUCUGGGUAAAAAGUUAUCAGUCUGUGGCCACCACAGUUACUUUGAAGACAUGGACCAUUCUUAUUGCCUCUGGAAGGAAAGCCCCCAAUCCCUGCAUCCCAUUCCCCAAAGCAAGGAACACCAGGCCUCACCCAUCCUUCAAGCCAGGAGAGCUGAGAGGCCAGCGUAGCACAUGCUUGAAGAAAUGGAAGGAGGAAACUAAUAAUAUUUAUUAAGAACUUGCUAUGUACAGAUGUGGUCUUAGGCCUUUUACAUAUACAAGCACACCUGGGAGUUAUCUCGGGUUCAGUUCCAGACUACCACAAUAAACAGAAUAUUGAAAUAAAGCAUGUUACACAAAUUUUUUGGUUUCCCAGUGCAUAUAAAAGUUAUAUUUACACUACACUGUAGUCUAGUAAGUGUGCAAUUGCAUUAUGUCUAAAAAAAUGUACAUACUUUAAUUAAAAAUACAUUAUUGCUAAAAAAUGCUGACCAUCGUCUGAACUUACAGCA
Messenger RNA from Balaenoptera ricei (Rice's whale), 2993 nucleotides. It is a transcript of the gene GALNT12, whose product is annotated as polypeptide N-acetylgalactosaminyltransferase 12. Gene Ontology annotation, cellular component: Golgi apparatus. Lineage: Eukaryota; Metazoa; Chordata; Mammalia; Artiodactyla; Balaenopteridae. Bases 53 to 1522 code for a protein of 489 amino acids. The transcript is spliced from 9 exons. The record is from RefSeq and is a predicted model, not a curated record.